Molecule: messenger RNA, 1595 nt
Organism: Marmota monax (woodchuck)
Lineage: Eukaryota; Metazoa; Chordata; Mammalia; Rodentia; Sciuridae
Gene: Echdc2
Product: enoyl-CoA hydratase domain containing 2
Exons: 10
Coding region: 131-1033 (300 amino acids)
Biological process (GO): fatty acid beta-oxidation
Cellular component (GO): mitochondrion
Molecular function (GO): enoyl-CoA hydratase activity
Source: RefSeq, a predicted model, not a curated record
CUAAGGACAGGGGCGCUGCGUCGGCCCGUAGGUGGAGCAGUUUGCAAGGCCUCGCCCGCCGCCGGAACUGCGCGUCUUCCGCGGAGCCCAGGCAACUGCCGAGCCAAGUAGCACCUUCCCAGCCCGCGCUAUGCUGCGCGCUCUGACGCUCCUGCGCCCUUGGAGGCCCCUUGGGGUCCGCGGCUGCACCUCCGAUGGGACUUCAGGGGGCCAUGAAAUCCAAGUGCGCGCCCUGGCGGGUCCCGACCAAGGAAUCACUGAGAUUCUGAUGAACAGACCCCAUGCCCGCAAUGCCCUGGGAAACAUCUUCGUCAGCGAGAUGCUGGAUGCUCUGGCCAGGCUACGGGAGGACCAGAAAGUGCGUGUCCUGCUCUUCAGAAGUGGAGUGAAGGGUGUGUUCUGUGCAGGUGCGGACCUGAAGGAGCGGGAGCAGAUGAGUGCAGCAGAGGUGGGGGUCUUUGUCCAGCGACUCCGAGGCUUGAUGAAUGACAUUGCCUUCCCAGCACCCACCAUUGCAGCUAUGGAUGGGUUUGCCUUGGGCGGGGGCCUGGAGCUUGCCCUGGCCUGUGACCUCCGAGUGGCAGCUUCCUCUGCAAUCAUGGGACUGAUUGAGACCACUCGAGGGCUCCUCCCAGGGGCAGGAGGGACUCAGAGGCUGCCCCGCUGCCUGGGGGUGGCCCUGGCGAAGGAGCUCAUCUUCACAGGCCGACGUCUGAGUGGCGUACAGGCCCACGCACUGGGACUAGUGAAUCACACCGUGGACCAGAACAAGGAAGGUGAUGCUGCCUACCAUCGGGCACUAGCACUGGCUCAGGAGAUUCUACCCCAGGCCCCCAUUGCUGUGCGGCUAGGCAAGGUAGCCAUUGACAGAGGAAUGGAGGUGGACAUCGCAUCAGGGAUGGCCAUUGAAGGGAUGUGUUAUGCCCAGUUACUGACAGGGAAGGAGACCUGGUUUCGAGGAGCAGAGCGCACCUUGGAAGCCCUCAGAUUAAGAAGGGUCUUCAACUCAGAGGGAGACUCCGAUAAUUCAUGAAAUGCAUCCUGAAGUCCUCUAGAAUGGAAGUUGCCAUCUGCUUUGCUUGAGGAUUUGCCUGACUGUGCUCCUGGAUAUCAUACAAAAGCUGCAAUCCUCCUUCUUCAACUAACAUUUUGCAGUAUUUGCUAGCUAAAAGAAAAUGAAAGACACUCUGUAGACAUCCAGCAUUUUAAAUAAUCCCAAAUCACCACAUUCACCUUUCUAAAGAAAGAGUAUAGUCAGAUACAGUGCCACACAUCUAUAAUGUGACUCAGAAGUGACUCAGAAUACUGAGACAAGAGGAUCAUAAGUUUGAGGCCUGCCUUGGCAACUCAGCAAGGCCCCAAAUUUAAAAUUUUUUUUUUUAUGGUAUUAUGUAGGAGUGUUGCCUUCUGGGUUUAAAUACUGCUCAGUUACUAGUUUCAUGAUUAGACAAGAUUUUCUUCCUUGUGCCUUAGCUUCCUCAUGUAUGAAAUGAGGAUGAUAUUUAUUCUAGGGUUGCUGUGAGAAUCACAUGUGAAAAUGCUUGUGACGUGCUUAAAGUCAUGUUUAACACACAGUAAAUAUUUAAUACAUGUCA